AGUGACGUUUAUUCCGACAACGGUACCAAUUUCGUCGGCGCGCGGAAUAAACUGAAGGAAUUGUUCGCCCUACUGAAGGACCAGAAACACCGUGAGGACAUAUCCAGGGAUUGCAGCAGAUCAGGUAUCCAGUGGCACUUCAACCCUCCUGGAGCUCCGCACUUUGGAGGACUGUGGGAGGCAGCGGUGAAGUCGACAAAGAAGCACCUACUACGAACCAUCGGCGAAACACCUGUGUCACCUGAAAACUUUGCGACUUUAUUAACACAAGUGGAAGCAUGCCUAAAUUCUCGUCCAAUCACAGCACUAUCGGACGAUCCAAACGACCUCGAACCGUUAACACCGGCACACUUUAUUAUCGGGGAAUCGUUUGAAGCUAUGCCAGAACCAGACUUCACAGAUGUCAAGGACUAUCGGUUGAGCGAGAUGCAGCUGAUGCAAAAAUAUCUCCAAUCCAUUUGGAAAAGAUGGAAAACGGAGUACUUGUGCCAACUCCAAGCACGAUCCAAACGGUGGAAACCCGCUUUGCCAAUCCAGGUUGGCCAGCUGGUUAUAAUCGUGGAGCAGAAUCUUCCACCCUGUCGCUGGAAGAUGGGCCGCAUUGAAGAGGUGCAUCCGGGUACUGACGGAGUCGUUCGGGUGGUAACUCUAAAAAAACAGCGUCUGGUUCGUUGAUGCGUCCUAUCGAGAAAGUAUGCCUUCUGCCCGUCGCCGACAACAAAAUCUUGAGGCCAGAAGAGGGGUCUUCACACGAAUAGUAAACCAAAAAGGAAUGUCUAGGUCCAGGUCGAAGUUUUUUUUUAUAUCUUUGCAGAAAUGUAGCCGUGCAUCUAAUUUCUGGGUGGGUGAGAAUGUACGAUGAUGACGCAUGCAACUCAACGAUCGUACCACAACUGAACACGAAUCAAAAGACCAAACCUCGACAAUGCCCAGGAGAUCGCCUAGUCUAGCUGAGUUGAAUUGGUCCACGAUCUUCUCACACUACCAACACAGUGUCCACCGCUGAUGAGUACUUUAGUGCUCAUAAGUAAACCCACCAGUUCGAGUACAACAGAUUUAGCACCCAACACCCAACGCGGGAAAAAUCUACAAGCGCUUGGGGUGAAACAAUGCAGUUGAUCCAGACCAUGAUCUCCCUCCAGCCUAUCGGUCUAUUGUUUCGUCACCCAUUCUCAGCGAGUGCAUCAUCAUCCAUCAUCAGAGUAUCAUCACCGAUAAGGACGGGUGAUAAUGACGGCGAAGACUCUCUGAUAAGCGAAAACAUCGCGGAUGGAACUCCGGAGAGUUCACAAUUCGCGGCAGCAGUAUCGAGUCGGCGGAUUUCGGCGGUAUUCGGCAGUUGGAUUCGGAUCUCCGGUGCACGAAGUUGCAUGAAGAACGGCAAUCGGCCACUCCAGUUUUUUUGUAUAUACCUUUUAAUUUGUUAGCAUGUUAGAUUAAGUAAAAGUUGUUAGCUUAAGAAUAAAUUGUGCAACGUAGUUUGUGUUUCCCUUAAAAAGCUGGAUUUGUUAUUUGUGCCGCGAAUAAAUCAACUUUACAAAACCCAAAAAACGUGCAUCCUAUUGUUGCUUGGCGAACAUUCCGUGAACGUGCCCCUGGAUAACAAAGGAAUGCGCAACAUCGAGGACCUGCAGAGCUGUGCCGUGUUCGCCCGGGAUCGAAUCAAUCCAUAUCUGUUCAACUACGCCCUGUCGGUGGCGCUGCUACAUCGUCGGGACACCAAGGACAUCGAUUUGCCUCCGUACGUCGAAGUUUUCCCGGACAAGUACGUGGACUCGAAGGUGUUCGAACAAAUCCGGGAGGAAGCUACGGUGGUGCCGGAGGGUAUGCGAAUGCCCAUUGUGAUCCCGAAGGAUUUCACCGCUUCCGAUUUGGACGAAGAGCAUCGGUUGUGGUACUUCCGAGAGGAUAUCGGCAUCAAUCUGCACCACUGGCACUGGCAUUUGGUUUAUCCGUUUGAUGCGUCGAACCGGGCUAUCGUUGAUAAGGAUCGUAGGGGAGAGUUGUUCUACUACAUGCAUUCGCAGCUGAUCGCUCGUUACAAUUUUGAACGUUUCUGCAACCGGUUACAGCGUUGCAAGCGUUUAAAUAAUGUUCGGGAGCCCAUUGCUGAGGGGUAUUUUCCGAAGCUGGACUCCCUGGUGGCUAGCCGAACUUGGCCAGGACGAGUAGACAAUGCGGUGAUGAAGGAUCUUAACCGGGAAGCGGACCAGAUCAAGCAGGACGUGGCCGAUUUGGAGCGUUGGAUCGAUCGUAUCUACGAAGCCGUCCAUCAGGGAUAUGUGGUCGAUGAGUCCGGUAAUCGUAUCAUGUUGGACGAAGAAAAGGGUAUCGACAUUCUGGGCAAUGUGAUUGAGUCUUCGAUUCUUUCGCCGAAUCGUCAGCUGUACGGGGAUAUGCACAAUAUGGGACACGUGUUUCUGUCCUACAGCCACGAUCCGGAUCAUCGCCAUCUGGAGUCGUUCGGAGUAAUGGGUGAUGUGGCCACGGCUAUGCGCGAUCCUGUUUUCUAUCGCUGGCAUGCGUAUAUCGAUGACAUCUUCCAGGAGCACAAAAUCAAGCUGGCACCGUACUCGAAGAGCCAGCUCACCUUCGAUGGAAUUACCAUCAGUGGCGUUAGCGUCCAGUCAGAGGGAGCUCCGGCCAAUACCCUGCACACCUUCUGGCAACAGUCCGAUGUGGAUCUAUCACGGGGAAUGGACUUUGUGCCCCGUGGCAACGUUUACGCUAGAUUUACCCAUCUUCAGCACGCUCCCUUCAUCUACAACAUCCAAAUCGAUAACGCUUCGGAUGCCCAGAGAAUGGGCUUUGUCCGUAUCUUCAUUGCUCCCAAGAACGACGAGCGCGGUCAACCGAUGCUCUUCCGGGACCAGAGACUGUUUAUGGUUGAGCUGGACAAGUUCCUGGUAGCUCUCCGUCCGGGAUCGAAUCGGAUCAGGCGUCGUUCGACCGAAUCAACCGUGACGAUUCCGUUCGAGAGGACCUUCCGCAAUCUGGAUGAAAACCGCCCGGCUGCCGAAACACCGGAAGAGGAAUCUUUCAACUUCUGCGGGUGUGGCUGGCCGGCUCACAUGUUGCUGCCCAAAGGCACACCGGAUGGAUUCCCCGGAGAUCUGUUCAUCAUGGUAUCGGACUACGAGGAGGAUCGGGUGGUUCAGGACCUGGUCGGAACCUGUAACGAUGCCGCAUCCUACUGUGGGGUCCGGGAUAGGCUCUAUCCGGACCGGAAAGCCAUGGGAUAUCCGUUCGACCGGCUGGCCCGUAGUGGCGUGGACCGGUUGGCCAACUUCCUGACACCGAACAUGGUCGUCCAAUCGGUUAACAUUAUCCACAUCGACAAGACCGUUCAGAGAACCUAGACUGCUGACUGGCAGGAUGAUCCGUUCUCCCGAUGGCGUCACAAAGUUCGAUAAUUUGAUAGAAUUUUAAUUAAACGC
Molecule: messenger RNA, 3437 nt
Organism: Uranotaenia lowii
Lineage: Eukaryota; Metazoa; Arthropoda; Insecta; Diptera; Culicidae
Product: phenoloxidase 2
Exons: 5
Coding region: 1611-3359 (582 amino acids)
Molecular function (GO): oxidoreductase activity
Source: RefSeq, a predicted model, not a curated record